AUUAUCAUAAUGUUAAACUUAUAGAUUAGAUGAUCCUAGAGCAACAACUUCUGGUGAUUUAUGGAAUGCUAUGAGAUCUGUCAUGAUUGAAUUGAAUUCCACGUAUGAUUUUAAUAUAGAAGUCAUGAUAGAUUCAUGGAUUAUGCAGGAAUGUUUUUUUGAGUUGGAAGUGUUGCGAAAAGAUUCUGCUGUAUACGUAUCAGCACAAUUUCGCAACAAAUUAGAUGAGAAAUUUUAUCAUAUUCCUGUUACUUAUACUACAGAGUCGAAACUUGAUUUUACCAUAAUUUGGACGAAUUCUUUUUGGUUAACACCAUUGCAGUCAUAUCGACUUAUCAAUCUGAAGGAAAAUGAAUGGAUUAUUUUCAAUUUACAACAAGCUGGAUAUUAUCGCGUCAAUUACGAUACUACGAAUUGGCAAAAAAUUGCACGAUACUUAAAUUCUGAAAAAUAUAGUAAUAUACAUGUUCUCAAUCGCGCACAAAUCAUCAAUGAUGCGUUUCAUUUUGCGAUAGAGAAGAAACUUGAAUUCUCCGUAUUUUGGAAUCUCACUUCUUAUUGGCACAGGAAAAAGAUUAUAUAGCAUGGUAUCCUAUGUUGAAAGCAUUUGAAAUUAUGUCGAAUAUCUUUCCAUUGUUGGAUUUUUAUCCUGAAUUUAAGGGCGUGCUAAGGUUUGAUUUUAUGCAGAAUAUUACAUCUAAAUACGGGAAUUUAUAUGACGAAAGUAACAUCAACGAUCAUACUAAAUGUUUAAAACAAGAACUUGCAAAAUGGGAAUGUAUUAUAAAUGAAAAGCCUUGCGAAGAAAAAUCUAAGAAUCAUUUGAAAUGGCAUCUAGCAAAUCCUGAAGAAAAUAAACUUUUGCCUGGCUGGAAGAGGUGGACAUAUUGUAAUGGUUUGAAAACGGCAGAUCGCGGUAUAUGGAAUAAAGUUUUUACUAAUUACAUGAAAGGAAAUAAUAAAACAUUAUUAGAAUGUUUGGCUUACAGUAAAGAUUCUGAAAUUUUAAUCAAUUAUUUAGAAAUUAUCACAAAUACUGUAAUAAUUUCAAAAAUUUCAAAAUCUUUGUAUAAUCAAUCUCAUCUUCAAUUUGAACCGAUAGAGCGAGCUUAUGCCCUAAAUGCUAAUAUUUUUCUUUUUAUUCUUGAGAGGAAUAUCAAGUACAUGCUUACAAGUUUAUUAAAUAAUUACAAAUUGAUAAGACACGGAAAAGUCAAGGACAUUGUAACAUUAAUUGUUGUAAUUAAUAAUGCGUAUUCUAAGAGACAGUUGGAUGAGAUAAAGAUAUUUGUAACAAAGGAGCUGGAAAAUUCAAUCAUUUCAAUUACCGAUGUUGAAAAGAAGAUAGAAACACGCUUGUCGGAGAUCGAAAAACAGAUAAAUUAUUUUCGAUCUUUAUUCAACAAUUGA
This is a messenger RNA of Camponotus floridanus (Florida carpenter ant), 1410 nucleotides long. RefSeq lists its product as uncharacterized. The record is from RefSeq and is a predicted model, not a curated record. Lineage: Eukaryota; Metazoa; Arthropoda; Insecta; Hymenoptera; Formicidae. Bases 595 to 1410 code for a protein of 271 amino acids. The transcript is spliced from 6 exons.